Messenger RNA from Selaginella moellendorffii, 1948 nucleotides. RefSeq names its product EF-hand domain-containing protein 1. Lineage: Eukaryota; Viridiplantae; Streptophyta; Lycopodiopsida; Selaginellales; Selaginellaceae. The record is from RefSeq and is a predicted model, not a curated record. The transcript is spliced from 13 exons. Gene Ontology annotation, molecular function: alpha-tubulin binding. Gene Ontology annotation, cellular component: axoneme; mitotic spindle. Gene Ontology annotation, biological process: mitotic cytokinesis; mitotic spindle organization; cilium-dependent cell motility. The coding region runs from base 15 to 1856 and encodes 613 amino acids.
AGGGUUCUUCCACCAUGAGUGGGUGUAACUCCGGCUGCGGCCCACAGGGAUCUGAACUUCCCGCAUUUUCCUUCUGCCAUCCACCGGAAUGCGGGCGGCCCAAGCCCCAAAAUCUCAACUUCACGGAUGGAUUCCGGGAGGUGCGCGAUCCCGAGGUGCGCAAGCAGCACCGGCGGGAGCUGGGCGAGAAGAUGCGCGAUUAUUUCUACGAGGGCGGGGUUUGUGGGCCUUGCAACGUAGAGAUGGGCACUCCACUCCCAAAGUGGCUCAAGUACGAUCGCCAGGUGCUGAGAUUUUACUGCUACUUCAAAGAGCCUGUGAACGAGAGGAGGGACGAGAACUUUAGAGUUCGAAAAUGCACCAUCUAUUUCUACCUGGAAGAUGGAAGCAUUCAUGUCUCGGAACCACGCCAAGACAACAGUGGCCUAAUGCAGGGACAAUUCCUGAAGAGGCACAGAAUCCCCAAGAAAGAUGGAAGUGGCUAUUUGUCUGUGAAGGAUUUUGUCCUGGGCACAGACUUGACUAUCUACGACAGGACUUUUCGGAUUUGCAACUGCGACACAUUUACUCGAAGGUAUUUGAUGAAGCACAGAUUUGAAGUGGGCAACGAGGAGGAUGUUCCCGGAGAACCUUUGUCCGCAUACCGCAAGAGCUUGGAGCGUCAUCGUGUCAAGGUUCACAAGGAGUAUGCAAACAAACAAUUUCUGGAAAACGAUGGAAAGGUUCUAAGAUUUUUCUGCGUUUGGGACGACCGUGGGGCCGUCUACGGAGAACGUAGGCCAUACGUUCUUCAUUACUUCUUGGCAGAUGACACGAUAGAGAUUUUGGAAAUGCACGAGCGGAAUAACGGGAGGUACCCGUUUCCAAUGAUGCUGCGCAGGAUGAAACUUCCUCGAGAGAUACCAACUGACCUCUUAGGCAAGAAUAUUGGAGCUCAGCAUGUUCACAAGUCCUCGUGCUACAACGAGUGUGACUUGCACAUUGGGAGCUUCUUGACGAUUUACGGUCGAGAUUUGCUACUGCACGAUUGCGAUGAUUUUACCCGACAAUAUUACAAGGAGAAAUGGGGAGUUACUGAUGACAUGCUGGAGCCUGUUGCGGUUCAGGAAAAAGCACCGGUGCUGGCCAGAAUGGAAGUUCCUCCAUACAACGGCUAUGGUUCUGACGCGGACAGUAUGCAAAAUUGUAUUUCUCUGAUUCCAAAAGCGGCCAUGAAAGACUUCAACAAGUUCUUAAACAACGACGGAAAGAUUAUGUGCUUUUCGGCAAGGUUCGCAGAAGAUGCAAAUCACCGCGUUAUAGGCCCUGACAGAGGUCGCCUCUUCGUUUUUCAGUACUACUUGUCUGACGAUACAAUUGCCAUCUACGAGCCACCGGCUAGAAACUCCGGUAUUGUUGGUGGCAAGUUUUUGUAUCGUCAGGACUCUCCUCCCAAGCCUGGGACCAAGAGACCAUAUGGACCAAGCGAUAUGCUUGUGGGAGCGAAACUAGAGAUACACAGGCAUUUGUUUGAGCUCCUCCAGGCAGACGAAUGGACGCUCAAGUACAUGGAGAGAAACCUCAGUACCUUCCCCCAGUCGGAUUAUAGACGAGCUUAUUGCAAGCUAAAUUCUUCGAUUGAGAGAAUGCCCGAGGAUGGCCUCCACAAUCUCAAGCUCACGCUACCAAAGGGCAAUCCGUCGGAGCAAUUCUCUCCAAUCGAUAUCUUGUUGCCAAUCUUGGCGAGGGGUGGCAUCGACAUGACCAAGCAAGAGCUCGUGACAAUUGAGCGUGGCUUGGAGAAUGGCCAAGAGCCUGGAGUACAAGACAUCUACACGCUCAUUGUAAAGUUUGUAUGUAAUUCCAUGAGCCGAUAGAUUGAAACUUGGAAACUCUGGUGUUUGGAAUGCCAUGGGUAUGUAAAAAUCUCAUAAAUUACAAGUGAAAGAAGAGACUGUAUACAACACAA